UAAACUGUAAGAAACUUAGCGAGCUCCCAAUUCCCAACAAUAACAUUCCAUUCCAUUCCAUACACACAUCUAUCCAACACUCUCUUCUCUCUUACCUCUGAUCCAUGGACUACUACUGGACUAGAGGUCACACCCUCGGCCGGGGAUCCACAGCCACCGUCUACACUGCUGAAUUUCAUGGGUCUGGUGAACUCUUUGCCGUGAAGUCAGCGGAGGUACACCGGUCUGAGGAGCUGCGGAAAGAACAGGGUCUUCUUUCAUCGCUCAAUUGUCCUCAGAUUGUCAAGUACAAAGGGUACGAUGUUACGUACGAGGAUGGUCGGUACUUUUACAACCUCUUCUUGGAAUACGCGCCAAGGGGGACCCUGCUUGACGUAAUUGCCCAUUACAAUCACGGCGGUGCCACCAUGGAACACUCAUUGGCAAGUGUCUACACGCGCCAGAUUCUGUUGGGACUCAACUAUCUUCAUUCCAAUGGGAUAGUACAUUGCGAUGUAAAAGGGCAGAACGUUCUCAUCACCCAACAUGGCGCCAAAAUCGCCGACUUUGGUUGUGCCCGCAAAGUUGGCUCCGGCGCCGGCGGACGAGGAGGGGUUAUCGCUGGAACGCCGGCGUUCAUGGCGCCGGAGGUGGCGCGUGGGGAUGAACAGGGAUUCCCAGCUGACGUGUGGGCCCUGGGAUGCACCAUUCUUGAGAUGGUUACCGGGAAACCGCCGUGGAAUGACGUUUCCGGCGACCCUGUUUCGGUGCUUUAUCGGGUUGGAUUCUCCGGCGAGGCGCCAGAGAUUCCGGAAUCUGUAUCGGAGGAAGUUAAGGACUUCUUGGGGAAGUGCUUGAGGAGUGAAGCGAGUAAGAGAUGGACGGUGAAGGAGCUUCUGGGACACGCGUUCGUUGCGGAAUCGCGUUUUGUGGGAAUAGAAUGUGAUGAGCAUGAUUUGGACACACCCACAAGUGUUUUGGAACCACAAGGCCUUUGGAACUGGCACACCAAUCAGGACUCGCCACGUGGCAUAUCUUCAAUGAAUUCUCCUAGUGCUAGGGACAGAGUUCUUGGGUUGUGUGGUGAUGAUGAGCCUAACUGGGAUCUUAAUAAUGCUGAUGAUGAUAAGUGGAUCACUGUGAGAAGUAAUGAGGACUACUCUCCCGUUGGGAUAGCUCAGGAUUUUUGUUCAGACAAUGUUAGGAUCCUUAGAGAGGAUGAUGAGAAUGUUUUGGUGAAUUUUUAUGAACCACCACAGGAUGUAGUAGUAAUUUGCAAUGUAAUUCAUGAAUUGAGUAGAUGGAAUGAUGUAGUAGUUGUUGUUGGUGAUUCUUACCUUUGCAGAAUCAUUGAUUGUAAGUGUUGCAUUAGAGAUUCAGUGUUUUUAGGGUGUUGUUCAUCAUGUUCAUCUCUAAACAUUUAUUAUUAUUGUUGUAAGAAGAAAGAAAUUUAUGUUACGCAUGGUCUCCUCUUUAAUUCCACUUUGGAUGAUAUGGCUACUUUACAAUUUAAAUUUCCUAUUCUACUUCAAUGGAAUAAUAACGUGUUCCCAAUAAUGUGA
This is a messenger RNA of Arachis duranensis, 1541 nucleotides long. RefSeq names its product mitogen-activated protein kinase kinase kinase 18-like. Gene Ontology annotation, biological process: protein phosphorylation. The transcript has a single exon. Lineage: Eukaryota; Viridiplantae; Streptophyta; Magnoliopsida; Fabales; Fabaceae. Gene Ontology annotation, molecular function: protein kinase activity; ATP binding. The record is from RefSeq and is a predicted model, not a curated record. Bases 105 to 1541 code for a protein of 478 amino acids.